Molecule: messenger RNA, 1203 nt
Organism: Verruconis gallopava
Lineage: Eukaryota; Fungi; Ascomycota; Dothideomycetes; Venturiales; Sympoventuriaceae
Exons: 5
Coding region: 1-1203 (400 amino acids)
Biological process (GO): mRNA splice site recognition
Cellular component (GO): cytosol
Molecular function (GO): mRNA binding
Source: RefSeq, a predicted model, not a curated record
AUGAGCUUCCCUCAAGGCAACGCUCCCCUCUACGGCGGUGAGCAGCCAGCAGAUGGCAGCGCACCUGGCGUCCCUGUCCCAGGUGCUCCAGGCCUCGGUGAUGGACAGGCUCAGUUCACAGCUGGUGCAGUUCCAACGCCCGCUGCUGGCACAGGUACCCCCACCAAUCCAGAGGGAAAGACUACACUUUGGAUGGGCGAACUGGAGCCUUGGAUUGACGAGAAUUUCAUCCGAAGCUUGUGGUAUGGCAUGGGAGAACAAGUGAAUGUCAAGAUGAUCCGAGACAAAUUCACUGGUUCAAAUGCCGGCUACUGUUUCGUUGACUUCCAAACUCCUGAGGCUGCUUCUAAAGCACUGGCUCUCAAUGGGCAGCAGAUUCCAAACUCGAGCCGUCCCUUUAAACUCAAUUGGGCAUCUGGCGGAGGUCUUGCGGAUCGCAACCGCGAUGAGCGAGGUCCAGAAUACUCCAUUUUCGUGGGCGAUUUGGGACCCGAAGUCAACGAGUACGUUCUGCAUUCGCUUUUCCAAAAUAAAUUUCCGUCCUGCAAGUCCGCCAAGAUCAUGUCCGAUCCUAUUAGCGGCAUGUCUCGCGGCUACGGCUUCGUUCGAUUCACCGAUGAGAGCGAACAGCAGCGCGCUCUGACCGAGAUGCAAGGCGUCUACUGUGGCAACCGACCAAUGCGCAUUUCUACAGCCACGCCAAAGAAUAAGAGCGGUGGCGCAGGACCGGGAGGUCCAAUGGGCAUGCACCCUCCUGGCAUGAACAUGGGCAUGGGCUACGGGAUGGGCGGCGCUCCCCCUCUUGGUUUCUACGGAUCCGCUGCCGGGCAAGGCGGAAUGCCAAUGAACCAGUUCACAGACCCAAACAAUACUACAGUCUUCGUCGGUGGCCUGUCAGGUUAUGUGACCGAGGACGAACUGCGUUCUUUCUUCCAGGGCUUUGGUGAAAUCACUUAUGUCAAGAUCCCUCCUGGGAAGGGCUGUGGUUUCGUCCAGUUCGUGCAGCGCCAUGCCGCUGAGAUGGCCAUCAAUCAGAUGCAAGGCUACCCAAUCGGCAACUCACGAGUUCGUCUGUCUUGGGGACGUAGCCAGAAUAACUCCGGUCCAGCCGGUACUCCAUAUCGGCCGGCUCCUCCGCCGCCAGUCUAUCCGAAUAUGGGUAUGCCUCCUGCACAUUACGGCGGCUUUCCUCCAAUGAAGUAA